AUGGCAGGCGACGACAGCGCGGCUGCGCAGCCAAAACUGGAGGAGCCCAAAGCCGAGGCUGGGACUGAGCAAAAGAAGCAAGGGGUUGUUGAGGCUGUUGCCGAGGCUGUUCCCGAGGCCAGUCAACCGCAGCAGAGGGAUGUUAGCGAUGCCAGUCAACAGCAGCAGGAGAAUGUUCCUGAGGGCAGUCAACCGCAGCAGAGAGAUGUUAGCGAUGCCAGUCAACAGCAGCAGGAGAAUAUUCCUGAGGGCAGUCAACCGCAGCAGAGGGAUGUUAGCGAUGCCAGUCAACAGCAGCAGGAGAAUAUUCCUGAGGGCAGUCAACCGCAGCAGAGGGAUGUUAGCGAUGCCAGUCAACAGCAGCAGGAGAAUAUUCCUGAGGGCAGUCAACAGCAACAGGAGAACGUUCCCGAGGCCAGUCAACAGCAGCAGGAGAAUAUUCCUGAGGGCAGUCAACCGCAGCAGAGGGAUGUUAGCGAUGCCAGUCAACAGCAGCAGGAGAAUAUUCCUGAGGGCAGUCAACAGCAACAGGAGAACGUUCCCGAGGCCAGUCAACAGCAACAGACGGAGGUAAACGAUGCCGCCCCACAGCAACAGACGGACGUAAACGAUGCCAACCCAGCACUCUCACCAACGCCACUCCCGCCAACCCACCAGGAGACGCAAAAAGGUGGGCAGCCAUCGGGCGGUGCUGUACGGUUCGACACCCUCCCAGGCCCGCAUCCAACGGCCCAUCUGCAGCCGGUGUUUGGAACAUACGACGUCCGGCGCGAGGAGGAUGAAGUGCCCUAUGAGAUCCCCCACAACCCCAAGUGGCACAAGGUCAAGAUUGGACUGAUGAUCUUUGCUGUUGCGGUUUCGGCCUUGGUUAUCGGGUUGAGUGUUGCUACGGGGUAUAUCUCUGCGGGAGACUCCGGGUACUGGUAUAUUCAUGAAUCAGCGUAUAUUUCCGGUGUUUCUGCCUCGGCGGCGAUCCUCUCCCUCGUCUUCAUCGUCAUCGAGAUGUUGACCAUGUGGUUCUCCAAAGACCACCGUGGCCUGCACCCAGGAUGGCUAAUCACCUUCAACCUCAUCGUCGGUGCCCUUGCCGUGGCCGGGUUCGGCAUCAUGGUUCACUAUGUCACCAACGUAGGGGGAUACGACGGUUGGUCCCAGUAUUUCGACAACCAGGACACAGCCGACAGAGAACUCGCACUCUUCCAGGCCCUUUUAGCCUUUGACCUUGUGUUAUUCUUCACUCACCUCGUCUUGUUCGUCGGUGCCUGCGGCGAGGCUCACCAGCGGAACCGAGCCAGACGGGAGGUCCAGAUAGUGGAGAUCCCGUAUGAUCCUUCCCACCCUCUGCCCGCUGGCUUCCAGCAUGUACCACAUCCAACUUUGCAGCACCCUCCACCACCAGCACCUCCUCCUCCUCCCACCCAACAAAUGCCAGGAAGCUGGGCACCCCAACAACCACGACGACAACCACAGCGUGUGUCUGUUCACGGGGUUAUCCCCUACAUCACACCCGAACAAGCGGCUCAAUACGGGGGUUACUACUCCCCUAUGCCGACGCCGGCGCCUCCUCAGCAACCUCAACGAGUGAGAACAAGCCAGAGGGGGUAUUACGCCCCGGCGCCGCAGCAGCAGCGGUCUUCGAUGCGUGGUGCUAGGGCUGCGGUGGGACAGGGGAAUGUUGCUGCGGCUGACAAGACGACGAAACGGACUUCUGCUGCUGCGGCGGGGAAAAAAGAGGCGCCGUUGCCGGAGAUACCGCUGCCGGAGGUUCCAACGGAGGAGGAGGAGGAGGUCGUGGCCGAGAAGAGUGAGCCAGCGGCGCAGGUAGAGGUCGUGGCCGAGAAGAGUGAGCCAGCGGCGCAGGUAGAGGUCGUGGCCGAGAAGGGCGUGGCUGAGAAGUGA
Podospora bellae-mahoneyi is the source of this 1899-nucleotide messenger RNA. RefSeq lists its product as uncharacterized. The record is from RefSeq and is a predicted model, not a curated record. The transcript is spliced from 2 exons. NCBI's taxonomy places the organism in Eukaryota, Fungi, Ascomycota, Sordariomycetes, Sordariales, Podosporaceae. Bases 1 to 1899 code for a protein of 632 amino acids.